Molecule: messenger RNA, 960 nt
Organism: Galleria mellonella (greater wax moth)
Lineage: Eukaryota; Metazoa; Arthropoda; Insecta; Lepidoptera; Pyralidae
Product: IQ domain-containing protein K-like
Exons: 5
Coding region: 205-918 (237 amino acids)
Source: RefSeq, a predicted model, not a curated record
UAAAUAUAGAUGUACUUAUAUAGCAAUUCAUCUGAAAAGUAUACUAUGUUAUCUUUGGAUCCCAACAAAAAAAAACCAUAGAUAUAAAAAUUAAAUCAAUGUCAACAUUGCUUCUGACAAUUCCUUUUAAUAUCUGAUAAUGCAAAAUAGUUAUUUCCUUUAGAGGAUAUAAGAUAUUUAACAACUAAAUUUUAAAAUGAAAAAAUGGCUGGUAAAUCUACAGAACGCAAGGGAAAAAGCAAAGAACCGAAACCUGCUAUAAAUGAAACUACGGAUACACUAGCGACAUUCACACUGCCUGACAGUCUACCUUGUUCUGAAGUGGAAUUCCCAGUGCUGAUAAAGAAGAAGACCAAAACCAACUGGCUCGAGAUUUUGGAAGAAAGCAAUAAUAAGAUAAGAGAAAUAGAGGAAUAUACAGAGAGCAAAAAACAACCGAUACCAAAAGCGCCAUUUCAAAAAACAGAAUGUGACUAUAUAAAGAAUGAGGUUUUUGUUUAUCUUAUGCCCGCUUUAGAAGAAACCCUAUGCAAAGCAAAAAUAUGGGGUGCGCUUGUAAGGCAGAAAUGUUUUUUCAAUGGAAUAGACCAUAUUGUUCAAGUCUUAUGGAACAAUAAUCCUCGUUAUCCAGAACGCAAAGACCAAAAUUUGCAUUUAUUUAAUAUGCCGUGGAUCCGAAAACACCUUAAAGAAAACCCACGGCCCUAUUACCCAAAAUCUUGGUUAUGGCCCGAAGACUACGCUGCCACGUUAAUACAAAAGACUGUGCGCCAGUAUUUUGUACAACGUGAGGAUGAAGUGCAAGAGAUGCGCGACUUUUGGAGGAAACUGGAGGUGGAACGUUUUAUCCCUGAUAUGGAUACAAAUCCAUAUUUAUGCAAAAAGUUUGCAUCACUCCAAACCUUCCGUAAGAACUAACCACUGAAAUAAUAUUAUCGUUUAAUUAGUUUUUAAUUAUUU